Molecule: messenger RNA, 4950 nt
Organism: Sporothrix schenckii 1099-18
Lineage: Eukaryota; Fungi; Ascomycota; Sordariomycetes; Ophiostomatales; Ophiostomataceae
Product: gelsolin domain containing protein
Exons: 3
Coding region: 1-4950 (1649 amino acids)
Biological process (GO): barbed-end actin filament capping; actin filament severing
Molecular function (GO): phosphatidylinositol-4,5-bisphosphate binding; actin filament binding
Source: RefSeq, a predicted model, not a curated record
AUGUCGGACGAGGUGUCCAACUUCUUGCGCUCAGUGGAGCAGCUCAAGGAUCGCCGGCUUGAGGAAGACGAGGCGCGGUCACGCGAGUUGGAGGAGCGCAUUCUGCAGGACAAGCGAGAGCGCCAGGCGCGACGUGCAGAACGAGCCAGAUCUAUCUCUCCCCAGAAGUCGUCGCCUGCCAACACUCCACCACCCCCGUCUUCCCACCACCGCUACAACAGCUCCCAAACAUCGGACGCUUUGAAACUCUCCUCCUCGCCUCCCGUGCUCAGCAGCCCGCGGAGCCCCACACCUCGUGCCUCCCAGCAGCAGAGCAACGGCCACGGCGUAUCGAGCAGCAGUGCCGCCUUGGCCUCGGCACUCGACUACUCUGCACCCUCUUCGUCCGGCUCGUUUGUGACCUCGUCGUCUCCCACCAAAGAAAACGAGUCACCCUUCGAUGCCGACGCCAAGACAUUGGCCGGCUCGAACAUUGCACGGACUCCGACGCUCUCGUGGCAGCAGAGACGGCCGCCGUCAAGCGGCCAAGCUGGCCCUGACCGGUCAUCCCGCAGCCGCCCGCUCUCCGUUGUUGCGGCUGAGAACGCGGCAGCACGUUCGACCAUUGCGGGCUCGUCCAGCCUCCAUGCUGCUGGUGGAAACCCGCCGGUCUCGCCCGAACCUCAGAACAUCGACACGGACGCCAGUGACGGGCCCAUCUCGCGCGACCAGAUCGCCCAGGCUCUUUCUGCCAAGGACCCGUCUUGGUUCCGUCAGACUGCCGACCGUGGCGCCAACUCAGCUGCCUACCGCCGCUCGCAAGUCGAGGACGAGGACCGCCAAGAUCUGCACGCUGCCAGUGCCCGGCUCCCGGGCUUGAGCCGUGGCUCGUCUGCCGAGCCCGACGUUAGUAGGUUCUCUCCACCGCCGCCUGCGCACUCGGCUGCUUUAUUUGCCCUGUCGCCCUCGUUGCAGGCUAGCAUCGCCAGGAAGACAAGCCCGUCUCUGCCCUUGACGCCCACGCAGAAGCUCGACCCUCCACAGGAGCCGUCCAUUGUGUCGCCACGGGACUCCAUUGUAUCACCGCCGUCGGGACGGACGUCUCCCAUUCGGCCGCUGUCGCCGACGAAGGGUGCUGGCGGCUUUGUGCAGAGUGCUAUGAUGAAGCGGAGUGACAGUGUGAAACGUUGGAGCGUCACAUCCCCACCCGGCCUGCAACGGGCUGAUUCCAUUGCAUCGAGCCGUGCUGCUCUCGACGGACCCCGUCGCUCAGCCACCACCGCCCAGACAAGACCGACGUCCCGCCCGACCUCGAGCCACGGACGGGACUCUGCCAACAACAGCCGUCCGUCCACACCCACCCGGCUGCAGACAAGUUUCCCCGACGAAGCGACGAAGGAGACAACCACGGCAGAAGAGGAUAAGAAGGUGACACCGCCUUCGAGCCCUUCCAAGACCAUGGAUCCGCGCCGUUGGAGUCCGACCAAGACGUCGAGCUGGCUGGACGCCGCGCUCAACAAGCCUGAGUCGCCCAAGCCCAAGGCCGCGCCGCCACUCAACAACCAACCUGCCUGGAUGGUGGAGUUGAACAAGGCCAAGGCAAACAAGGCGAGCAAUCCAGGUGCCGCCGACGCCACUGUCACACCGCCGCCUGUCGUACGGAAGCAUGAGGUCAAGACCGGCGGCCUUUUGCGGUCAGGGCCCAUGGGCACCGGUGCCGCGAAUGCCACGCCUGCCCCGGCAGCUGCGCCCUUGGGUGGGCGUAGUGGACUGGGCAUCUCCAUGCACACUCCGUCGUCGUCCAUCAGCAGCAUCACUAAUAAACCGUCCCUAUCCAAAGACGGUACCCCACCCAAAGGUGAUCUCCGUGCGGCCCUGAAGCCGAGACAGCCGCUGCCUUCAGAGAAGAAGGAUAAGGAUGCCGGAAGCAACGACGGCAGUGAGCUGAAGAACGUCGUUGGCGGCCUCCGCCGGACCAAGACCCAAAACUACGUGGCGCCCAAUGUGCUCAAGGACAACAUCACGCGGGGCAAGGCUGCCCUGAACGUGACGGGCGGUCCCAAGCCGCGCGAGAAGAAGGACGAGCUCAAGGACGCCAUCAUGCAGAAGAAGGCUGAGUUCAACCAGGCCAAGUCUGAGGGCCGUGGCAUUGCGACCAACGCGCACGCCCGUGACAGCAACGAGCCUGUGCCAGAAGGCGUCGCCAAACGACUGGUGCUCAAUAAGACGGGCGGUUCCCAGACCUCGACGACCCGGCGCGAUUCGUCUCCCUCCAAUGCUGCAGCCGAUGCGGCAGCUCGCUCUGUCGCCGCUUCUUUGGCCGCGGCCGCCUCUUCCGAAGCACCAGGCAAUUUUAGCCGCUCUAGCACGGCAUCUACACUGUCUGUGCCGGGUACAACGGAAGUGCCCGAAACAACCACAGACACGUCGCCUCCGGUUAAGAACUUUGGUUCCCUUGGUCGUGCCGGUCCCCGGAUAGGCGGGCUUGGCAGUCCCGGCGGGGGUAGUGGUAUUGGAGGCGGUAGUGCCCUCGCCAACCGUUUCAAUCCAGCCCUGGCUGGUAUCUUGGCCCGUGGACCCCCCGGCAUGUCGUCUGCUGGCAGCUCGCCCAGCGACGACGCUGCAGGAACAUCGCCCAUUUCUGGUCGGGUGACUUCGCCCCCGGCUUCAUCGUCGGCCACCGACCCCCCGCCCGGUCCCGGCCCGCAGCUGACGCAUAUGACUAAGAACCGUGCCCGUGGCCCGCGCCGGAAGGCUCCGUCCAGCUUGCAACAGCCGUCAACACCGUCACAAACGGCAUCCAUACCGGCAGAAGAAACGCCAGAGACGCGAGCCGUCACGACCCCCAAGAAGGUCCCUCCACCGACCACCCCCAAAAAGGCAGACAUUGUCGUGCCGCAGGUGAUAUCUCUGGUCGACUCCUCCUCGAAGAAGACAGCCCCAGAACCAGCACAGAAGCCAGCGAGUGUACGCGGUAGCCCCGUGAUCUCGCUUACCGACUCUUCCAAGGCAAAAGCGGCGGCUGUGGACGGCCCGACGCCUUCCAGGGCGAACGUCAUCUCUCUGGUCGACUCGUCGAAAAAGUCGCCGAGCCCGGCAUCUUUCGGAUCGUUUGGCACACCCACCAAGAUACACGAACAGGUGGCGUCCGUUGCUGCGAGGAACGGCAGCAGCCAACCUUUCAAGCCUGCGGUGGGCAACAAGCCUGUUGUCGAGAGCAAGCCUGCUGCAUUUGAAAAGACGGCCACCGAGGAGCAGGCGCCAGCUGUUUCUCAGCCUUCGUCUCCCCGCAAGAUUGACGUAAAGAGAAUGUCGAAAUUCCUUGAGGAUUCUGCCAACCGGCCGCCUGCGGUCAGCCAGCCGAUUGAGGUCCCGCGCCCCUUGUCGCCGUCCAAGACGGGCGGUGCGCGGCCGCUGCCUGUACCCCGGCCACUGUCGCCCCAGAAGACCGGCGGCAGUGCUCGUCCGCUGCCCGUCGCGCCGGUGUCGCCUAAGAAGAACGAGUGGCAGCCGACCAGCCCAGCGACAGGAGGAGGGUUGACCUCUCUCACGUCCGUCUCGUCUGGCACCCUCCGCCGGUCCAAGGUCUUUGGCGAUGCCCCAGUGCUGGCCGCGUCAUCUUCGCCUCAACAGCCAGCGACAACGCCGUCGUCGUCGAUGCGUAUUGAGUCACAAGGCUCUGCACCUGCGUCGCCGGCCCUGCCGUCACCCAUGCGGUCCCCGACCAAGCAGGCACAAGAAGUAACGGUUGUGCUCAACGAGUUCUUUGGCGCAGACCGGCCGAGCCGGACGUACCGUGUUGAUACGGCCGACAUCCUGGCCAAUCGCCCGCAGGUCGACGUUAAGAUCAAGACGCUCAGUGCUCAGCUCUAUCGCCUUGGCAGUGAUGGCAAGAAGCAACCUGUCCCGGCCCACCUCGAGCGUAUUCUGUUUGAGCGUGAGAUGUACCUGUGCCCACACACGUUCACCCGCAGCGCGGGUCGGAAGGUGACGGAGGUGUAUUUUUGGGUCGGUGACGACGUCCCCGCGGCCAGCGUCCAGGACGUGCAGGUCUUCUUGAACCGCGAAGCACGGGCCGUCGGUGGCACGCUUGUGCCGCUGCAGCAGGGCAAAGAGACGGCCGAGUUUUUGCUGGCGCUGGGCGGCAUCGUCACCGUCCGCCGCGGGUCGAGCAACACCUACGACUCGCUCGCGCCAUCCAUGUUCUGUGGCCGGCAGUACCUGGGCCAGAUCGCCUUUGACGAAGUGGACUUUGAGCCCGCCAGCCUGUGCUCGGGCUUCCCCUACCUGAUCACGCGGCAAGGCAAGUGCUAUCUCUGGAAGGGCAAGGGAAGCAACGUCAACGAGCUCAGCUGUGCACGGCUGAUUGGUAUGGACUUGGCCCUCAUGGGUGAGCUCGCCGAGGUCGAGGACGGCAAAGAGUCUGCCAACUUUUGGGCCUUGUUCCAGGGCAGCGGCCGCGGUAAGCCCGGCUCGGCGGACCACUGGCGCCUCAAGCCCAAGUACGACCGCUACGCGCGCCGCCUCUUCCGCUCCGAUGCCGCCCAUCCCCAGCAGAUUGUUGAGAUCCACCCCUUUGACCAGCGCGACCUUGCACCGGACGGCAUCUAUGUUCUGGAUGCGUUUUUUGAAAUGUACAUUAUUGUCGGCCGCCAGUCCGCGGCCCAGUACGCGGCGUUCCGCAAUGCCCUCGAUUUCGCCCAAGAGUAUGCCAUCCUGGCCGCCGGCAUGGAAGACCGGCCGUUUGUGCCCAUCUCCACCGUCGUGCUCGAGGGGAUCCCGCGCGACCUCAAGAGCGUGUUCCGCAAGUGGAGCGACGACCUGAGUCCCACACGCAUGGCGAACACGGCCUCGGCGGCCUCGGCGGCCUCGGCUGGUGUGACUAGCCCGUCGGCCUCCACGUCCAUGAAGCGCGGCCGCAGUCUGCGCAUUGUGCCGCUGACCGUGGCCCUGCAGGCGGUGGCAGAGUAG